Setaria italica (foxtail millet) is the source of this 3449-nucleotide messenger RNA. RefSeq lists its product as uncharacterized. Lineage: Eukaryota; Viridiplantae; Streptophyta; Magnoliopsida; Poales; Poaceae. The record is from RefSeq and is a predicted model, not a curated record. The transcript has 4 exons. The coding region runs from base 1513 to 3258 and encodes 581 amino acids.
GCAGCGGAAGCCCCCCACCGUCGUCAGCCGAGCCGAGCGCUAUCCCAUUCCAAUUCCAACCGCUCCGACCCCGAGUGGGGAACGGGGAAUAGAUCCUCCGCGACGGGCACAGCUUCCACUGCAGAAUUUAGAACCUAUCCCACCCCUCGCAGCACGCAAUCAACCAACGAUACACACUCGAUCACGCGUGCCGAGAACUGAACCCCGGAGAAAUCAGCGCCAAAGCCUCCAUUUUUUUAGUGCCGCAAAGCCACUUCUCGGCCGCCGCUGCGGGCUAUCAGUUGCAUAGCAUAGUUUAGAUUAGCUUCCCCACCUUCACAUGCUCCGCGUCUCUCCCACGGCAAUCCCGGCCAAUCUCGCCCUCCAGAUUAGCCGAUUUCCAGGGCUCCGAUCCUGCGGUUCGGUAACGCCCCUUGCUGACGACGCUCUCUGCUUUCCCUUGGCCUGCCAUAACUCGCUGCUGCCGUUCGCGACCAGCCAUUAAUGGCGAGGGGGAGUUACGACUCGCUCUGAACCUCUCUCUUUCUGUCUGAUCCGGCGGGCGUUCCGUCCCUUUUCCUCGGCCGGUUGUUUCUUAGCUUGCAUGCGUAGGCGCAGGCAGCCGGGCAUGGAAGGAAACUGUAGCGCCAGUGACGCGUUGUCGAGAGGGUCUACUCCGUCUCCAAAGCCUUCGCCGUCGUGUUAAUGGAAAGAGACGAGUGUUGCGAGGAGUAAAGGCGGCAGCUUUUCCCUUAUUUUCUCUUCCGUUCUGGAAGAAGUCAAGCCGCCUCCCCUCUCGUCUCGUAUCCGUCCUCGUCUUCUCUUCCCUGGCCGGCCAUCGAGCUUCCGCCUGGGCUCACCGUUUGCCCCUCCAUCUCCUUGCUCGUUUUGGGGUGCUGUUAGGCGGAGAAAAGCUGAGCGCUUUGUCUCUUCCGCUCUGUUCUAGCAAGUGGCAGUGUCCUGCCUCGGCUUGAUGCUCCUGUUGGUCGUUCCCGUUGAGAGCGGCUUGGUUUUAGUAGGUCCUGGGUCCUCUUUCACCUAAUCUUGUUUCUAGUUUCGGUUGGUGAGUCAUCGGCUAGCUCUUGUUGGUUAGCCCAGUUCUUCUUGGACUGGAGUAUAUAAUCUCCCGGCCGUCUUCUUCUUCUUCUGUUCUUGUGUGCUCUUCACAUUGGCCCAUCAGUCUCCCUGCUCCUUCCAAGGCGAACUCUGCUCGGAUCAAGAAGAGGAGAGCUCCUCUGUGCUGGGAGGUUGGGAGGCAGUGCUUUCCUUCCGGCGAGCCUUGGAUGCUGCCUGUCGAUCUUUGAGCUUUAGGCAAAACCUUAGAUGCCUUAUUGGUGGAUGGAGUGUACCCCAUGAAUCACACGAAGGCAGUGUUGAUGUGUGGUGUAACUGCCAUUUAUAAGGUGCUUACUGCUUAGUACUACUCGAGAGGAGUUAAUGUGCCGAGGACAGAGGUUAGAUACUUCCAUUAGGAGGAAGUGAUUAAAGACUUGUUUGACUGCAUUCUCCAUAUCUUUUAGUUCUUGAGCAGAGAUGGAACUUGUAUACAUGGAUAGGAGAAAUGGAUUACAUGAUGAGGGUGCAAUUCCAGAGUUCAGUGGAAGGGCAGAAGAAGACCAAGACCUGACUAUUGCUGCAUCUGAGGUUCAGCCUGAUUUGAGUCAGAUAAACAACAAGAAGCCAUUGACGUCAGAUGAGAAGAAAAGCAAGAGCUGCCAGUCAUGCCACAAGUCACCAUGUUUGUGCUGUGGUGACGCACACCAUGCGGAUUUGUUCCCUGCACUUCCUGCCAAGAUGAUGAUCUUGGAGUUUCUCAUCAGAAGCCUGAGGCACCCAACAAGAACCCAUAAUGUCACUGAUCUUGACGACUUGAUCACUGAUGGGGUCAGCCAAGGAAGUGUAAAUCUUGGCCCUUCCGAGAAAAAGGUGCUGGACUCUUUGCAUGCUCUUGUAAAUGCAAAGACAAGACCGAAAAGCCCAUCGCCUUUCCUGGCAGGAUCAAAAAUGAGAAAAACUCGGUCAAAAUCCCACAUUAUUACACAGUCAGAAAUACUGAAGCUUAUAUCUCCUGAGACAUGGGAAACCUCCUCCCCUGGGACAUCUCCAAUGAAUAAAGGCACAGCUGAGGUCCACAUCCAUGAGAAGACGUCACCCUCAUGCUCGCAUAUGACAUCUAUGAGCUCAAAUCAGCCUGUCCUAUCACACUGCCCAUCAUCUCUUAGUGCAGGCCUUCUACAAUGCAUUUGGAAGGAUGGGCUGCCUCAUUUUGAAUUGUCACUGGACGAUCCCAUUGCAGUAUACACUGCAAACCCAAUCAAGGUACAGGACAAUGACAGGGCCCUUGACUAUGUCUACAUGAUCCAUUCUGGAGAGCAAGGAAGAAAAGAUUGGAUGGGCCACUCAAGCAAUGUGUCCAGACUUGUGGGCAAGAUCAAGGUGUCAAGUUCUUUAGUGCUAAACUCAGACAAGUCAAGUCUUUUGGAAACUGAGUUUGUGCUGUAUGGUUCUCCAGAUGACUAUCUGAGGCAAAUGCAUAGUUCCUAUAGUGUUCCAAAAGGAAAGGGACUAGUCAAGAGAGUGACAGAAAUUAUGAGAACAGGACAUGUUUCCUCUAGUCCUAAACAUCCCUGGAAGUUUGGCAAAUCCUUCUCUCAUCAGUUCGACGACUUAACUGAAAUACUCGAAGGUGAAAUGAUCAGUGCUAGAGAAUCGGGCCUGACAAACCUCGACGCUGAGGAUCAACCGACCAACCAAGAGUUGGCAGCAAUUGUGGUCAAGGAACAACGACAAAAACGCCAGAAAGAGCCUGUGGUCGGUGGCUGGGGCUUGAAGUUCCUUGAGAAAGCAGGAUUAAAUCAUUCAGAAGGCACUGAAGUUUCUGAUGUUCAGAACAGAAAUGGUGCUGCAAAAUGUAUAACUGCCAUUGUUCCCAGAGGUUAUCACGGCGGCGCUGUUCCGAAGUGCAGUGGCCCAUCAGGUCUCAUUGAGAGAUGGAGAUCUGGAGGAUGCUGUGAUUGCGGUGGAUGGGAUCUUGGCUGCCCCAUCAGAGUGCUGAACAAUGAUGGAUGUGCCUCCUUGCCUGAAGAAGAGUCACAGGAGAGCAGAGCAGUAGAGCUGUCAAUCAAGGGCGCGAGGAAGCAGACAAUGUUAAGGCUUGUCAACAUCACGGAGGACCUGUACAUCUUGUACUUCGAUUCGGGUCUUUCACCAUUGCAAUGCUUCUCAACGGGGAUAGCAAUUGUGCACAGCCAAGCACCACAGCUAUGCCCAAAACUGUGAAUGGCAAAGCUUGGUAUAGCACUAUGAAGAUGUAAAUAGAUAAGUAGAGAUAGAAAUAUUCCACAUUUAUACAGUAGAUUCGUUGACUCAAUCCAUGCCAAGAUGACAACGGUGAUGUGUGAAAACUAUGCCAUGUGUAUUCCACAUUUACUAACUAUUAAAUCAAGAUGGAUUUGUGGCAAGGGAGGUUA